GGCUGCAGUGGCUGAGGACAGGCUCGAGCCAGGCGCUGGCCUUGUGCCACUGGAUCUCCUCUCUCCAUGGAUCUCUCUUCCCACACCUCUCCUUGACCAGUGAGGACAUGAUUGCAGCUUUCUCCCAGGCCGUGGACUGGACUGGCUGUACCAUCAGGGCCUUUGCCUGGCACCCACACACCAACAAGUUUGCUGUGGCACUUCUGGAUGAUUCUAUCCGAGUCUACAACUCCAACAGUGCCACCGUGCCCUCGCUGAAGCAUCGGCUGCAGAGGAACGUGGCUGCCAUGGCCUGGAAACCUCUCUGUGCCUCCAUCCUUGCUGUUGCCUGCCAGAGUUGUGUCCUGGUGUGGCACCUGGAUCCCACUUCCCUCUCCACCAGACCAUCCUCUGGUUGUGCCCAGGUGUUGUCCCACCCUGGGCACAGCCCUGUCACCAGCCUGGCCUGGGCACCCAGUGGGGAGAGGCUUCUCUCAGCAUCACCAGUGGACACAGCUAUGCUGGUGUGGGAUGUGUCCACGGAAAACUGUGUCCAGCUGCAGUGGUUUGGGGGUGGAGGUGUCACAUUCCUGGCCUGGUCCCCUGAUGGCAGCAAAGUGUUGGCAGCCACUCCCUGCUCCGUGUUCCGGGUGUGGGAGGCUCAGAUGUGGACGUGUGAGCGUUGGCCCACGCUCAGGGGACGCUGCCAGACAGGAUGCUGGAGCCCUGAUGGCAGCAGAUUGCUCUUCACUGUGCUGGGAGAGUCUGUCAUCUACUCCUUGUCCUUCUCCGAGUACAGAGGAGAGAUGCAAGGCCAAGUAGGAGGCUCCAAAACAGCUUCCAUCGUGGCAGAUCUGUCUGAGACCACCUUUGAGACCCUCCACGGGGAGGAGAGGAUUGGAGGAGAAGUUCACUCCAUGGUGUGGGAUCCAACCGGAGAACGACUUGCCGUGAUCCUCCGAGGCCAUCCUGACUCUCCAGGCAGCCAAACAGUUGUGGCUGUGUUUCGUACCUGGAACAGCCCCGUGUUCGAGCUCCUGCCCUG
Molecule: messenger RNA, 1024 nt
Organism: Acanthisitta chloris (rifleman)
Lineage: Eukaryota; Metazoa; Chordata; Aves; Passeriformes; Acanthisittidae
Gene: AAAS
Product: achalasia, adrenocortical insufficiency, alacrimia
Exons: 11
Biological process (GO): nucleocytoplasmic transport
Cellular component (GO): nuclear pore
Molecular function (GO): protein binding
Source: RefSeq, a predicted model, not a curated record